Fraxinus pennsylvanica is the source of this 858-nucleotide messenger RNA. The record is from the annotation of a GenBank genome assembly. Lineage: Eukaryota; Viridiplantae; Streptophyta; Magnoliopsida; Lamiales; Oleaceae.
AUGGCUCAGUUGACUCGCCGGGCCACGGAUCUCUUGAAACCCUUCUCCGUCGCACUUUCAUCCACGCGCCUCCUCACCACCACCACCUCUACCACCCCAAUCACCGUCGAGACAUCUCUCCCCUUCACUGGCCACAGGAUCGAUCCGCCGUCUCGCUCCGUCGAGACCACUCCUCAGGAGCUUAUGACCUUCUUUCGCGACAUGGCUCUUAUGCGUCGGAUGGAAAUCGCUGCCGACUCUUUAUAUAAGGCGAAAUUGAUUAGGGGAUUCUGUCACCUUUACGAUGGUCAGGAAGCAGUGGCAGUGGGUAUGGAGGCCGCGAUUACUAAGAAAGAUUGCAUAAUCACGGCAUAUCGCGACCACUGUAUUUUCCUUGGUCGCGGUGGAACCCUUCUCCAAUGCUUUGCGGAGCUUAUGGGGCGAAAGGAUGGAUGUUCUAAAGGGAAAGGAGGCUCGAUGCAUUUUUACAAGAAGGAUAGCGGUUUUUAUGGAGGGCAUGGGAUCGUGGGGGCACAGAUUCCAUUGGGGUGUGGAUUGGCUUUUGCACAGAAAUACAGUAAAGAUGAGACUGUGACAUUUGCUUUGUACGGUGAUGGUGCGGCGAAUCAGGGGCAGUUGUUCGAGGCAUUGAAUAUGGCUGCUCUGUGGGAUCUGCCUGCGAUUCUGGUCUGCGAGAAUAAUCACUAUGGGAUGGGGACAGCAGAAUGGAGGGCAGCAAAGAGUCCAGCUUAUUACAAGAGAGGGGAUUAUGUUCCUGGUUUGAAGGUAGAUGGUAUGGAUGUCUUUGCUGUUAAACAAGCAUGCAAGUUUGCCAAGGAGCAUGCUUUGAAGAAUGGACCAAUUGUGAGUGCAUACUGA